AUCAUUGUAUACAGACUGCCAUGGACCUGGAAAUGCAGCAAGCUCCUGAUGAAAUCCAUCCACGCGGGGUUACACUUCGUUGCAGCCAUUCUUGCCAUUAUUUCUCUGGUGGCUGUCUUUGACUUCCACAAUACGCUGAACAUCCCCAAUAUGUACAGUCUACAUAGCUGGAUUGGACUGACAGCUGUCAUACUCUUCAUGUCACAGCUUCUCCUAGGUUUUUUCAUCUUUCUGCUUCCUUGGGCUCCACUUUCUCUCCGAGCAUUUCUCAUGCCCAUACAUGUUUAUUCUGGACUUGUCAUCUUUGGAACAGUGAUUGCAACAGCCCUUAUGGGAGUGACUGAGAAACUGAUAUUUGCCCUGAAAACACCUGGCUAUAAUACAUUCCCACCAGAAGGUAUUUUUGCAAAUACCCUGGGCCUUCUGAUUCUGGUGUUUGGGGCCCUCGUGUUUUGGAUAGUCACCAGACCGCAGUGGAAACGUCCUAAAGAACCAGCUUCUCUCCGUCUUCAGCCAAACGGAGGCACUCCAGAGGGAGUGGAAGGCUCCAUGGCAAUCAACUUUGGCAACACGGACAAAUCAGGUUCAGAGUUAAGCAGUGAUGCAGCAGCCAGGAAAAGAAACGUUGCCCUUGAGGAGAGUGGUCCGAAGUCCACCAUGUAAGAUGUGGAGGUGGAGUCAUGUAACUUUGCUUUUAAAAACUAGCCCUACACUUUAGCGUCUCCUAUUUAGCCAUAAGAUGAUUGAGCUCCAUAGAGUUUAUAUUGUUUUAAUCAUAAAGUAGGAUUUCUUGAAAGAGUUGGUACUGAUCGAGGCCCAUGAACUUACCUGCAUUGGAAAGGAGAUGGUCAGUGUAAAUGAUAGCAGCUAUAAACUGUGGUUGUUACCUCUUGUUGAGGACCAAUGCAUCCUGUGCCUUGCAGAGCCCCGAUGCUCACACUGCAUCUGUCAGUUGGUAAAUGUGAUAAAGCGGCAGCCCUGGAAGUUCCUCCAAAACUCAACUUAGUCCCAAGGCUUCCCUGGGAUCUGGCACAUUUUAUGAUCCGGAUUCCAGACCCAAUUAAAUCAAGAAUGUGCCUGAAUUCUUAGGCAGCACCAACUGCUCUACAAACCUCCCAGAGCCCUUUCCCUCCAGUUUCUGUUUUCAUUUUAUUUUUUUAAAGUAGUUGCAUGGCACUUACUGUGUGCCAGGCGCUAUUCUAAGCACUUUAUAAAUUAGCUCAUUCGAUCUCCAGACAGACCUUAUGAGGUAGGGACUAUGAUUAUCUUCAUUUUACAGAUGAAAGAUCUGAAGCUUGAACUGGUUAGUAACUUGCCCCAACGUCAUAAGUGGUGGAACCAAGAUUCAAAACCUGCCGGUCUGGCUCCUCAGUCCAUGAGUCCCACCCCUUCACUGUGCCAUUUUUUUCUGUUUUAUACUAACCUGCACCUACUUUGACCCUCCCCUGAAUAAAUUUCUGGUGCUGGAGUGCGGUGGCGUGGUUAAUGGAUACCUUCUGGCUCUUUUUGCCAAAAUUCCUCAGAUAACCAAGGAAAAGGGCCUGGAAAUAGGUCCUGGGUGUCCUUGCACAGCCAACAAGCCAUGGUUUACCUUGAUGCCUCUUUGUUCUUAAAAUUGUGUCUUGAUGACGGAGGAAGUUUGGGCAAGAACAUCUGUAGCUUUCAAGAUAAUCAAUUGAGAUUUUUGUUCGUUACGAUCUUAGCUGCUGGACAGUUUCAGUUUGAGGAUGGGAGAGAGAGACUUACCUCAGGGUCUGCCGUUCGUGGCGCAGCAGCUGGGGUCCUUCCAGACUUGCCUGGAAUUUUAGGGGAUACCUUGAGCUUUGUGUUCUCAGUCGUGAAUUGCGACUCAGAGGAGACAACUUUCAUGCAUGGAGACCUCUCGGGGUUGACUUAAACUAAAACCUAGAGCAGUGUCUAUGCUGAAGUGAUGGUUUUCAUUUGCGGGUCGAUUUUCGGUUUCCCUGCCAUGUUAAACUGGAGCACUUUAAGAAGGAUAAAAACCUUACAGUUUUAUAGCAAAUACACUUGACUUUUUUAGUGCUUAGUGGAUUUCCUCUUAGGAUAGCUGGUAAUUACUUCUAUAGAUUGAAUAUUGAAUGCACUCUACCACAUCCCUUAAGCUUCAUGGAUAACCAUUCAAAAUCCCCUCUCUGAAACGCUGUUUUCUUAUGUAAUUCUAUUUCCAAAAUUGGUAAUAGUGUCAGUUUAAUAUCGGUAGAGCAGGCUAGGUAAGAGGAACUCCAUUGCCACACACAGACAAUUGAUAAAUGGAUACUUCAUUACAUGGAGCGGUACAGAAUUCCAGGGGUUUUAGAGAGGAAGGGUCAGUGAGAUCCUCAAAAGUUGAAACUGCCAUUCCAUUUUACAUAGGCCAAGAAAGGGGUAAUUAGUGAAAAGUUAAUUAUGGGUUUGGUACUAGAACAUUCUGCUCCAUUGCAAACUAUGUGAGCACCCCUCAUCUCAGCCCUUUCUUUUGUCUUUCUUUCUGGCUAAUGUGAGGGUAAUCUUACAGAUAUUAUAGGAGCUUCUUUCCGUUCUUUCUCAGCCUUUAUGAAAACAAUGCAUGGCAAAAUAUACCUAGAAAAACUUUCUCUUUGAGACUUUUUUAAAUGGGCUUCCUAUUCUAAAGAUAAUUGCACCUUUAUCUUUCAAAAGCUAAUAUUUUCUACCUAAAGCAUCUCCCCCAAAAAUAUCUCAUUAAAAAGCCCACAAGAAAGAAUAGGGGAGAAGAAAGCCUUAGGUAUCAAUUCCAAAACAGUGACUGAGCUCCCCACUAACAAUUAUAGCUUCUGUCAUCUGCAGAGAUCAUCUGGCUUGGUUUACCCCAUAAUCUAAUUUCAGGGGGGAAAGUUUUAUUUUAACACUCAUCUAAAUCCACACUAACGCCUUUUCUCUUGGAGGGUUUAUUGAGAAGCUCAAAUGAAUAUACGUUUUGAUUUAAUGUUAUCAAGUGUGCAGCUUCUUAUGCUCCUUGUGUCAAACUGAGUCCACCUCCCAAGGGACUUCUCUUUCUUCUCUUUGUGUGUAUACAUUUGAGCUGUGAUGGUGAGGAACAGCAUUGCAGGCCUUACAAUCAAAUGACAAAGGAGGCAAUUGCACCUUUUAAGGGAUACUGACGAGUGGUGUAUGUUUUCUAAAGGACAGAGUAAAGAGGGUGUCUUGUUUUUAAUUAGGGUCGUUCCCAGCCGAGUUGGAAAUUCCAGUGCAAUACUGGUUGACCGCAGCUGCCAAAUCUAAAAGCUCAAAGAUGAAGUAGAGCUUUCUGCUAGUUUUAUUGCAACAUGAUAGAAUUUUUCUCUUAGAAAGUCCUUUUUUCAGGUUU
Myotis davidii is the source of this 3325-nucleotide messenger RNA. Its product is annotated as cytochrome b reductase 1. Gene Ontology annotation, molecular function: oxidoreductase activity. NCBI's taxonomy places the organism in Eukaryota, Metazoa, Chordata, Mammalia, Chiroptera, Vespertilionidae. Gene Ontology annotation, cellular component: lysosomal membrane. The transcript is spliced from 3 exons. The record is from RefSeq and is a predicted model, not a curated record. Bases 49 to 663 code for a protein of 204 amino acids.